CCCGCCUUCGUCCCGCUGUUGUUCCGUUUGACCGUGCCAGACAUUUUUAAUAGCCGAACUAUCUCCUUUCAUCGUCUUUGCUCCUAAUGGCGGUAGAGAGUCCAGAGGAAUCAACCGCCCUCAGCGGUGGGAGCGACAUCCCACCGAGUGAGACAAACGAGCUUGAAUGUGAGAAAAAAGAAAAUGGCUCUACGGAGCCGGAAACAGAACAGCAAGCAGUCAGCAUAGUGGAGCCGAAAAUGGAAGAUGGGGACGUGGAGGCCGAUGAGGAGAAACCCGCGGCGAUAGACGCUGCGGAGGCGGGGAAGGAGGACUCAGCGACAACCCGGGAAGCAGUGACUGUUCCCGAGGAGCCGGAGGAGAGACCCCCGUCCCUGCCAAGUCUGGGAGGAAACAAUGGAGAGGACGGUAGAAUCACCAUGAAGGAGCUGAAGGAGGAGCUAGACGAUGAUAGCCGCUCCUCAGGAAUAAGCUGCGAUAAAAGCACCUCUGCUAGCGAGGAUGGAGAGAAGAGCAGCAGCGGCGGUGAGCUGGGAGACAAGAGGCGCUCCAGCAUGGAGGUCUCCUCCUCUGAUGGAGAACCGAGCUCAGAGGACAGUGUCUGCAGCACCACCACAGAAAUGGAGAGCAUAGGUUCCAGUGGGCGUUCCACUCCUGCACUGUUGAACGGGCAGAGCAGCGCCAGGUCUUCAGCGACUAAGACUAUGUCGUACAACUGCUGCUGGGACCGCUGUCCACAGUGCUUCAACUCCAGCCCUGACCUGGCUGAGCAUAUCAGGGGUAUUCAUGUGGACGGCCAGAGAGGAGGGGUUGGUCUGCUUACUUGGUUCUCUUUAGGUUUUAUUGUCCAAACACAGAGCAGAACAAUGCUGAAGAUUUAUGAGCAGAAUUUCUGUUCUGCUUAUGAGAAUGUUUUUUUCCCCCCUGUUGCUUCUUAUUUGUUUCAGUGUGUAGUUGGCGGCUGCAACGCCAGCUUUGCUUCUCAGGGAGGGUUGGCCCGUCAUGUCCCCAGUCAUUUCAGCCAUCAGAGCUCGUCCAAAAUGUCCAGCCAGGCCAGGCUAAAGGAGGACUCUCCAUCUAAGGCAGGACUCAACAAAAGGAAGAAACUCAAAAACAAACGGAGGUGGUCCCUGCCAAGGCCCCAUGAUUUCUUUGAUGUCCAAACCAUGGAUGCGUUGCGUCACAGAGCCAUCUGCCUCAACCUCACCACCCACAUCGAAAGCGGCGGCAACGGCCACAGCGUCGUCUUUCACAGUACAGUCCUAGCCAAGAGGAAAGAGGGGACUGGCAAGGUGAAAGUACUGCUACACUGGACACCUGAAGACAUUUUGCCAGACGUGUGGGUGAAUGAAACGGAGCGAUCUCAGCUGAAAACAAAAGUAGUGCACUUAUCGCAAUUACCGCAGGACACAGCAAUGAUGCUAGACCCCAACAUCUACCGAGCUCUUCCUCAGAAGCGACUGAAGCGCAGCCUGUAAGACCUUCUCUGCAGAGUCUGUACUUGAGGGAAAAUCGCCACUGAUUGGAGGUUGAUCCGUUCAGGACGGGGGGGCUCUUCUUCAGACUCUGCUCAGUGUUUUAAAUGGCAACAAAAAACACAAAUGGGAACUGGCUACUUUUGUUCACUGCUCAGUUUUUGUAUGUCUGAAAUUUUCUUUUUCUUAUUGAAAAACUUAAAUUAAGCUGUUUUUUUUUUUCUCUUUUUAAAAAAAGCUUAAAACCCAAAUUAUCUGGAAAAAAAAAUCUGUUUUUUUUAUUUUGUUUUGUUUUUUUUUUUUGCAUAUAGCUAACAGUUGUGUAAAAUAUUGAACCAGAUUUCUAACUUAUUUUUAUACCAUAUAAUGCUGAUGUGAUGUGGAUUUCUGUGAUAGUUUGGAGUAAAACUGUAUUCGUUCUCAACAUGGGUGUUUUUGAACAUCACUAACUGUAAUAAUGCAUGUGACAUGGAACCUUAACCAGUGAUCGUUUUUAUACCUCCUAAAUUCAGUACUGUUACCGGUGUGUACGCCUUUUCCUUAAACACUGUUCAAACCAACACUUGAGCAAUAAUUUAUUGGAACAUUUUCUUCUAUUUUUGCCAGAAAACUACGGAAGAGGAUUAGGGCCAGUGGGAAA
Cyprinodon variegatus (sheepshead minnow) is the source of this 2115-nucleotide messenger RNA. Its product is annotated as zinc finger protein AEBP2-like. Lineage: Eukaryota; Metazoa; Chordata; Actinopteri; Cyprinodontiformes; Cyprinodontidae. The transcript has 9 exons. The coding region runs from base 87 to 1478 and encodes 463 amino acids. The record is from RefSeq and is a predicted model, not a curated record. Gene Ontology annotation, biological process: regulation of transcription by RNA polymerase II. Gene Ontology annotation, cellular component: ESC/E(Z) complex.